Molecule: messenger RNA, 3601 nt
Organism: Priapulus caudatus
Lineage: Eukaryota; Metazoa; Priapulida; Priapulimorpha; Priapulimorphida; Priapulidae
Biological process (GO): chemical synaptic transmission
Cellular component (GO): cytoplasm; plasma membrane; dendritic spine
Molecular function (GO): protein binding
Source: RefSeq, a predicted model, not a curated record
GGAGGAGGAGGAGGAGGGGAACAUUAUUAUCAUAAUGAGAACCCGGAGCAUCAGAGCUACCAGCAGGUGCAGAACUCACAGCAUCCUCACUCUCAGCCUCCUCCUUCUCCGUGGUAUGGCUUCACGGUCGGACAAGGCUUCCCGCAAGGAGUGGGAAGGAUGCAGCAUCCCGGUUAUCCACGGCAUCUGGUUCAGACUCAGCGUCCUGCUCAAAUGCAGCAUCCCGGUUACCUGCAGCAUCCCGGUUACCCACGGCAACCAGUUCAGACGCAACAUCCCGAUCAGAUGCAGCAUCCUGGUCAUAUGCAACAUCCGGGUUAUUCCCAGCAUCCCGGUCAGGUGCAGCAUUUGGGUUAUCCACAGCAUCCCGGUUAUCUGCACAGUGGGAUCGCUCCCCAGUCGGAGCAACAGGGUUACUGCCACCAGACGGCGCCAGGCAUGCAGCCGCAGCACGGGGCAGGUCGCGCCACCGUCACACAGCUGCACUACCACCACCAGCAGGCGCAGGAGCUACAGCAGCAUCUACAGCAGCUGCAGCUGCAGCAGCAGCAGCUGCCCGAGCCGACCGACAUGGUGGCGCCCUCUGACCGCAGCGCUUACGCGGGUCAGCCGAAGUCGGCGUAUCAGCCAAACACACAUUCUCACUUUAAGGUCUUGCCAGAGACGGACAUCCGGGACGUUAAAGACUUCGACCCGAUACAUCACGAGCUGACCUCCCCUGACCCCGACCGGGAAGACGACCGGGAGAACGGGGAGGAGGCGGCCGGAGAGAGGAAGCCGCUGGAGCUAGCGAUGCACGACAUUAAGACGGCGAUUAAACGCAGCAAGUCCGCGCAGCUGAGGUCACCUGUGGUAGAGCAAACACAGGAGAAGCCAGUGUGGGUGCUCAGGGACUCCUACGUGCAGAAAGUGCGGAGGGAGGCUGACAGGCGGCGGAGAGAGGAGCUUGAUCAGAAGAAGCCCUGCGUGCGUCUCCAUGGCGACGACGACGCGGAGGCUGAGGAUGCUCCGCGCAGCAGCGUAGGAGGAGGAGGAGGGGAGGAGGAGGAUGACGUUGAGGAGGAGCUAGCGAGGCUGCCGCGUGAGCAGUCGGAUGAAGACUCGGGCACGGACGCAGAGACGGACCAACUGCUGGGGCAGAAGCGCGAGUAUUACGAUGACAGGGCUGAGGCCAGGCCGCCAAGGUCCGAUAAGACGAACAACGGCCAGCAUCCACGCACGAAGGAAGGUGAGGAGGAAUCCUGCACCCGAGGGAGAGAGUCAGCCCAGCACCGAGGUGGACCUCUUUAUAUCUACAGAGAAGAUCAUGGUUCUCAACACAGACCUGCAGGAGAUAAUGAUGGACCACGCGCUGCGCACAAUAUCUUACAUCGCUGACAUAGGGGAGCUGAUCGUCAUCAUGGCGCGACGGCGCGUGAUGACCGACGAGAAAUCCGGCAAGGUCGUCGUAGGUCAACAGGCAAAAAUGAUCUGCCACGUGUUCGAGUCAGAGGAGGCUCAGUUGAUAGCACAGUCGAUCGGACAAGCAUUCCAGGUCGCCUACGUGGAGUUCCUGAAAGCGAACGGCAUAGAAGAUCCGAACAUCCUGCGCGAGAUGGACUACCAGGAGGUUCUCAACUCGCAGGAGAUCCCGGGUGACGAGCUGAACAUGUUCGCUAGCAAAGAACAGCAGAAGGAGAUCAUUGUCCCGAAGCAGCGGGGGGAGAUCCUGGGCGUGGUCAUCGUAGAGUCCGGCUGGGGCUCGAUGCUGCCCACGGUUGUCAUAGCGAACAUGUGUCCGCAGGGCGCGGCCGCGCGCUGUGGUCAGAUCAACAUAGGUGACCAGAUCAUCUCGCUGAAUGGUGUCAGCCUCGUUGGUCUGCCGCUGUCCAGCUGUCAGAAUUAUAUCAAGGGAGGUGUCUUAUCUAGACAAUCAAUAUUCUACAAGCAAACUUUAGAUACUGUGGAGAUGUUGUUCAAUCCAAAUCAUCAUCACGAUACAGACGUAUUAGAAUUUCACAAUACUAUUGAGUACCUUGGCGGUAGAAAAACGGCAAACUUCAUAAGAGGACCUAUGUUUAUUGGUGCAUCAGAUGGGUACAAGGAUCGGAUCGCUACCAAUGCUAAACUGAAUCUUGGUGGCCCCUCAAGAAAGGCAAGAAAAUCAAUUGCCAGUGGGUAUACAACUAAAGGUGGCAUUAUUUCCAGCUAUUUGUCAACAUUCUUAACAUUAGCCAAUGCUGUUGAUUCACAAGUAGUGCCAAUUGUUGACAACCAAGCUGUUAAGGUGUUCCCUACCUCCUAUGCAAUAGACGGUACAGCUUUAAAGGCAGGAUUUGAAGUAGAUGAGAAGACAAAGCUGGUCAUUGGCGGUAAAGACGACUACAACAUUAUGUUUGUAAAGGCGAAUCCUAAUCCUUCGCCAGAAUUUUUGAGGGAUAAUGUGGUGACAGAGGCAAAUGUUGGCUUUCUGACAUCAAUGUGCAAUAACCUCAGUAUGCCGGUUGGAGUCGACUAUUUCAUGAAGGCGGGAAAGACUGGAGCGUUCUUGAGUAAUCUGUUUGUACAGCACAUCAUGACAAUCCAGACUUGUCAGGUCUGUGUGAAACAGAUGAACACAAUAGGAUUACCUGUCCAUUGUGAAAAUGUCUGUCAAUCUUGUUUGGACACCAAAGAAGUAUGUGAAACAUGUGCACUGAGUGGUCAGUCAAGUUAUAAACCACCACUUCGUGCCUGCAAAGUCUGUAUUGACAUGGGGCAGCAGUGUGUGCGAUGUGUUGUAUUUGUUGUUACCACUGACUGUGAAUCUGGCAACAAGGCAGCACUGGAAGACAUCGAAGGAAAAGUUAAUGCAGGAACUAUUAAUCCUAUGUUAUCAGAGCUGUGUGUAUUGCCAGAUUGUGUCCAUGUUGGCAAAUCACUUAAGUGUAGCUUCAGCAACUGGUAUCUUUUGUUGAGUGGUGAGAGGAGCAACCUUUCAAUUCUCCGCACACUGCGAGAUGAUGCAAACCCUGUCGUAAGGAAAACCCUGAGGCGGCUUCUGACACUGGAUGCUGUUCAGAACAAGGAUAGGAUGGCUGUAGAUGUUGUUCUGCAUUUGACAAAGGACACUGUGCUUAACACCCUUCGUUCAAUAGAUCUGGUAGUCCACGACCUGGUUCCAGAACGGUACAGGCUGCAGGAUGACAACAAACCUGGCAUGUAUCCCCACCCCAUUGAUGUUGAAUAUGACCAGCAUGGCAGCAUUCUUUUUCUUGACUACAACCCCAUGAAGAAGACAUCCAAGCUUUUGAAAGGAAGGCUGCAUAAUCCUGUCCAAGUUCAAGUCUUGAAAGAUGACCUAAAAGAUGCAUGGAGUAUCACUUUGGCGGGAGGAAUCUGCUUUAUCUGCCACAAAGAUGAGCGAAUUUCAUUUGUGGAAGUACAUGACAAGGUUGCCAUUAGAUUAUCCAGCCUUGUAUCUAAAGCAUCUGUCUAUGAGCACUUGGUUGCAAUUGGACUGCCACACCAUGGAACCAUGGCCGACAUGAAGAGAAGACUGGGGAUGCACAUUUCAAGGAAAGACACAGAAUAUAAUGAAUCAACUUUGACGCGGCAAAGGCUUUCUACCAAGUUUUACUAG